This is a messenger RNA of Hemibagrus wyckioides, 6948 nucleotides long. RefSeq names its product caspase 8 associated protein 2 (gene casp8ap2). Lineage: Eukaryota; Metazoa; Chordata; Actinopteri; Siluriformes; Bagridae. Gene Ontology annotation, cellular component: PML body; mitochondrion. The coding region runs from base 368 to 5977 and encodes 1869 amino acids. Gene Ontology annotation, biological process: Fas signaling pathway; extrinsic apoptotic signaling pathway via death domain receptors. The record is from RefSeq and is a predicted model, not a curated record. Gene Ontology annotation, molecular function: transcription corepressor activity. The transcript is spliced from 10 exons.
UACCUACAGCGAAAUAUAUAUAUGUUUUUAUCACCAAAAGCUGUGCCUUAGGUGUCGGAAAUGUCAGUUUUGCAGUGAUGGUUGUUGAAAUGGUAAUAAAGUGUUGUUUUAAACGAUUUAGUUGAUCCCGCUAGCUAGUGAGUCCGGACGUAGCCCGAACGGCUCCAUGUUCCCUACCUAGGCGCACUAGUGCAGAGUGUUGGCUAACGGCUGAUGUCGCCUGCGUGCUAGUGCACUUCGAGUUAAAGCGGCGCUUAUUAGGAUGCAGCCCGUGUUAAGCUAAUCUAGGUGAAUGUUGUCAUCUGAAUACUGGAUUUUUUUUAAGACUUCUCGAGCAAUGCAAGGCGCUGCGUACUGACUCACAGAGAUGGAGACGAGUGCCAUAGAUGAGCUUUAUGGUAACCUUGGUCAGGAACAUCAUGAUUCCAUCCUGAAUUAUGACGAAGACUCUGUGGAUAUCUACUCAGGACUUGAGGACAGUCCCAAGAAAACGAAAGACCACGGCAAGAAGGACAGCACUUUUCUUUCACCUAACAGGGUGAAGGAGUCGUUGGACUUGUAUGAGGAACUCAUUACUCAAGAGCAAGAGGAGAAAGACUCAACCUAUAAUGAGUUGAAAAGUAAAUUCGUUGCGGCGCAAAACCAAGUGCAGGAUUUACUCGCACAGUUGCAACAGAUGCAGACUAAGAACUCAAGUUUACAUCAUGAAAACACGCUGCUGAAGAAAAAUAUAUGCGCACUUAUCAAAACUGCUAAGAUGGAGAUCGUGAGGAAGGACGAGGAGAUAAGCAAAUUAAGCAAAAGAUCAAGUCGAAGUAGUUUCCAUCCGUCUGUGAUGGAAAGAGGACACUAUGCCUACAACAGAAGCUUGGCAAAUAAGAGCAGCCUGGCUGGUCCUGGAAAGGAGUCUCAGGAGCUUAAAAGAGACGAGGUAUUAGCAGAGGUGUCGCAGAGUAGAUCAUUAUUUAAUAACCAGCCUGGUGAUUCACCCUCGAUGGAUUCCACACCUUCGUCAUCUGUGAUGAGAAAAUGCACCAGGAGCAAUCUUGAGAAUCCUUUAAAUCGACAAAAUAAGGAUUCUUGUGGUUUGGAUUUGCUUCCCAAUGCUAGCCCACAAGAUCAGAGGCAUAUCCAGGGUAACAGAGAAAGGGAAAGCACAAGCACAAACUCAGAGACUAGCACUAGGCAGAGAUCUUGUGAUGAAGAACACAGGAUGGGAGCGAAACAGUCUGGAAAAGAGAGCGCCUUGAAAGAGAAGGACGUAUCGGAAAGAUCUCAAACCAAAAUGGAAAAAAACAGAGAGGUGAGGUCGACUGCAGAAAGCAGUCGUGUAUCAAGCAGUGGUCAAUGUCAACAGCAGGAAGACCCGGUAACGCUCAGGAGAUCUUGUCCCUCGGGGAGUCCUUCCUUUCAUGCCUCCUUGUCUGCAUCAGAGUCUAGAUCGGAUACGGACACGCAGAGCAGAAAAGAAGAAUCCUGGCAUAAGCAAGGACAGGAAAGACAAGGCGGACAUACGGAGGGGUCUGGAGGUAGAAGUGAAAAGAGCGGCUCGGACAAGCCGCACGGAAAGACGGAGAAAAGAGGGACGAGAGAGCAUCACAGAAAAGAGGAAAGGAGGCAAGAAGGUAUGAGCAGCUCAGAAAGGAGACGCACCAGAAGUGAUGGGGUCAAGGAGUAUGAGCAUAGAAAGACUGAAGAAAGGAAUAGAGCAGACGAAAAGAAUAGCAGUAGAGGAGAAAGACGAAGUGCCAGGCCUGAGGCUACUAAAGAACCAGAGCGACAGAGUGUCAAAGAUUCGGGUACCGCAAGGGGGGUGGGGAGUCAUGCAGACAAGAUGUGCAUUGGUGAUGGAAAGGACCGAAGCCAUGCUGAUGUGCGUGAGAAUAGACGGCACGGUUCACCUGUUAAACCUCACCACAGUGCUCAGAAUCUGAGAAAAGACCAAGAUGACCGAAGGAGAGCAUCCGGCAGGACUGAAGAGUCAUCGAGGAGCAAAGCAUCAAGCAGUCGUGAUAACAGAGGAGACACUUCUGAUAGACAUGGUGUCAGCAAAGGGAGGAGCGAUAAAGAAAAACGAAGCGGCGCUCCAGACAAAGGAUCAAAAAAUGCUCUUGAUAAUGCAAGGAACCCCAAAACGAGGGAGGAUGGAAAUGUUCAAGUGGAUGUCCUCGCCAACACAAGAAGAAAAUCUCCAGUAAGGUUAACCAGCAGCUGUGAUGGUUCAGGCGUGACGGAGGAGAGUAGCCCGAAGAGAAAAUUAACCUUUAUGGAAACUCUGAACCUGACUCUCUCGCCAGUUAAAAAGCAAAACAACUCUGAGGGACCUGAACCUCAAGAGCCAGUUCAGCCACCUCCUGAGGACACCAUUGCAAGCAACUCGACUAAGGACGGAAGUUUGUUUGAGGUUGGAGAAGAGUUCUGUGUGAUUGAUGAAGUAGAAGAUGACUGCGGGGAUGAUUCUUUGCCACACCCUAUCAAUACAACCACAGAGCCACAUGAUACCGAACCACCAACAAGCCUGGAAGUCAGAGGAAAGGAACUUGAGUUACCCAAGAGGUUUGACGGUGACCUGAAUGAAACUCAGUCUGGGAAAGUGGAUGGUACAGAUUCCGAAAUGCAGGAAGAAGAAUCCUUGAAAAAAGCAGGUGAUUCAGAAGUAUGUCCUACUGCAUGUAUUUCUCAGAAAUCUGUGAUAGACAAAACUGCUGUUCCUGAAGUAUCUAUACUCCCUGAACGAGCUAAACCAGUUGACAAUCCCACUGUUCCUUUAACUGAUGUCAGUUACAAAGAAGAUUCUCAGGGUUCUGUCAGGAAAGACAAGGAGAGAAUAAGGAUCGGUGCUAAGAAUUCUGGUGAACAAGACCAAAUAGAUGAUAAAUCAGCGGAAUCAAAAGUUCAGAAUGACGCACCUCAGCAGGAAGUCGCUACCUCGAUCAUUCCAACUCCUACGACCAAGACUUGUUCAAAUACGGAUAUGUCUCUGGAAGUUGUUUCUAGCACUGUCAGUGUGGAAAAUAACCAACAAUGCAAAGAAACAAUAGCUGUUUCAGACAUGGAAAUCACACAAGUCCUUGAGAACCCGGUUCCUUGUCCAGACUUACUAAUGGGGCCAAGCACCGAGGCGGUUAAUGUCAACACCACAGCCCAAGAGGAGGGAAUACCACCUGAACAAGCGAGCUCUUCUGAGCCUGAUUCCACAGAGAAUGAGAUGGAAAUCUCCAAGCCUUCCCGGUCUGUAGUGGUGGCUCAUGAAGAUGAAGAUUCCAUGAUGCUGACCUUGAGCAAUAUUAAAGUUAUUCCAGAAGCCAUCAGUCCUCUAACAAGUCCAGUACGUCAGAUAAAGAAGUCCCAGCAGCAGCGUUUGGGAAAGGAUUCACAUGUCAAAAGUCUCAGCAAAGACUUCUCUUCACCCGCUGUAGCGGCAGAUAAGGAUGCAGUCAAGAUGGACAUGAACAAAGAAAACAAGAGACCUGAUUCCUUAGUACCUCCCAGUGUGCAGAGAGAUCAGCAAGAGGCUCUUUCCUCGACUGCAACUGAAGAAGACUUGGAAGAAGGGGAAAUUAUCAGCGAGAGUGAUGGGGAAGGUGCUCUAGUCAUUCAGAGUCCUCCAAACGAGAAAAGAACGAGCUUAAGGAAUCAGUCAAGUCCCAGGUUACAAAAGAAGUCUCAAACACGACCCAUUGUUACUCCCAGACGCAAAGAAAAAGAGCAAAAUGCAACUACUAAAGACAGUCCCUCCUCGAACAAGAGGCGUUUCAAAACCGUCACUGUCCCACCCAAGGUGAAAAUAUCAACUUCUGCUGAAUUUAUGAACAUGUUAUUAUUUAUACGGUCGGAGCUGAGACGAAAGUACAUGAAACUUCAUAAAAAUGUCACCAAACCAGCUUUUAGCUGUAUCAUCGAAAUGUCUCAGGCCUCUUUCUCAGAAUAUGUUGACAGCGUUAACUUUGACAAAUUUUGCACAAAAGGAAAUGAAAUCAAACCUCUGCUCAAUAAGAUCAUCCAGUCUGUAAUGAAAAAGGUGUCUAACAACGGUAUCGUAAACCGUAUCUUUGAGCAGCGGGCCGAAGAUCUUAAGCAGAAGCUGUGGAACUUUGUAGAUGGCCAGUUUGAUUUCUUGUUUAAGGAACUAAAAACAGCACUGAAAAGUGCUGCAGAUCUUUACAAGAAUAAAGCUUCUUUAGAAAGUAAGCCGUCAAAUCCGAAGGUGAAAGAGGAUUCGAAUGUGGAUGUGUGCAAGCUACAAUCUAAAGAAAAUUUGAGCACAAGUGAAAAUAGGCCUCAAAAAAAAUUGAUUGGUGAAAUGGAAAGCGAGGGACAAAAGGUCCAGGAGAAGACCACUAGUUCAUAUAACGUGCCAUGUAGAGGCCUUGGCAGCAGUGGUAAAAAUAUCAAGGCAACCAUGGAAGAGGUACCAGAGGUACCCACACCUAACCAGUCUAAUCAGCUGCAAGUGGUUUCGUUCCCUGAUAAAUCUCUUCAAGAAAAUGUCCCGGCACCCGAGAAUAAAACCCCCAGCUAUACCCGACGUCUUUCUCACAGUGGAUCGAUACAAGACAGGGCAGACUUUGAAAUUCUGACAGAGCAGCAAACAUCAAGUUUGACCUUUAAUUUGGUAACUGAUUCCCAAAUGGGAGAUAUAUUCAGAUGUCUCUUGCAAGGUGACCUUGACACUGUUGAUAAUCCAAACUGGCCACUCAACACUCCAAGGAAAGAAGGUCAAGCUGGGGAGAAUCUCUUGGGGAUCAUGACCCCCAGUAAGAUGAUAACGCCAUCAAAGCUCAUCACAGCAUGGACAUCCAUUUCACCUUACAAGUUUCAAAUGCCAUUAAAUCCAGCGCUCCUUGAUGAAAACUGCAUGUUGGAGGUCCCGUCUAAUGCUGUUCCUAACCAGUCUAUCCCUGCUGUGGCCGCAGCCAGUUCCCAGCAGUCUUACUCUAUUUUGGCAGAAGACUUGGCCGUGUCUCUAACCAUUCCCUCACCCUUGAAGUCAGAUGGCCAUUUGAGCUUUUUGAACCCAGCAAGUGGACAGCCACUGUCCACACCAAGCAACGUCAUCAGUGCCCACUACAGUGAGGAUGCGCUCCUUGAUGGAGAAGAUGCCACGGAGCAAGAUAUUCACUUGUCUCUUGAAACGGACAACUCCAGCAGUCCGUCAAGUACCAGUGGAAAUUGGGAAGUGUUCCAGUUCAAACCAAACUUGCCUAUGCAGGCAGAGGUCAUGGAGAGGUCCAAUGAUCACUUUAUAGUUCGGAUCAGACAAACAUCUCUCGGGGUGCAAGAGGAACCCUUCCAGAAGCGCAAAGGACCACUGCCAUCUGCACAGGCUUUGCCUUCCAGUACGAUGAAUUUGAGUCAACCCUUGGCAGAAAGGCCUCAGGUCACUUCAAAUGAAGGAGGUGAAGAUGAAAUCUCAAGGAAGAAUACCUUAAAUGGACUCCAUGCAGGAGGCAGUCCGGCCACCUCUAUCAAAACCACUGAGAACCAAAUCAAGGAAGCCAACGUAGAUCCCACUCCCACUGGAGUUGCUGAUGCCCAGGAAUCUGAGCAUGUAGUGAAGAACUCGUGCCAAAGGGUCUCCAGGAAGCGUAAGAAGCAUCAUUCAGGACCCAAAACGAAACGUUCUAGAAGAGAGAAAUCGCAAGACAAACAAGAAAAACAGAGGCACAAAAAGAGAUCAAAAUCAUCCAAGGAAAAAAAUGAGAAGACUCCUUCGAAGAAGAUCAAGACUCCAUCUCCUCAGUUGUCUCCGAACAGUCUCUCUGCUAAGAACGUAAUCAGGAAAAAAGGAGAAGUGGUGGUGACCUGGACGAGGGAGGAAGACCGAGAUAUCCUUGUUGCACUAAAAAUGAAAGGAGCGUCCUCUAAAACCUUUGCUGCUCUGUCAUCCAAGUUGGGAAAGUCACAAGCACAGAUUGAAGAGCGGUUCACCCAGCUCAUGAAACUGUUUAAGAAGAAAGAGAAAAUGGAAAGCUGAGUAAUUAAGGCUGCAGGAUAAUGGCUAACUUUUCUUAAUCUUGGCUCUGCAAGAGGGCACACGCCACAGGCGAAAAAUGUUCUUGUCACUGGAUUUUGACAAGCUGGAGUUUUUUUGUUUUUUUACCCUCUCCUCAAUGUUACUUUAAGGAGCAAAGCACUGCUACAUAAUCUACAGUACUCUGUUCGGGAGUAAACGUUUCCUAAUUUGGCACCUUCAGUCAAGUUAAUAGGUCAUUAUGUUGAAUUCUAAGCAUUGGUUGAAAACAGUAUAUGUUGACGACACUUGCGUCCUUUUGUGUCUGUACAGUUCGUUUUGUGUAAUCUUCUUUAAAUGAAGGUGGAAGUCAGCUGUUGGAGAUGAACAACAGCGGAAAUCUUCACAACUUGAUGUCCGAAAGGAACCUGAGGCAAUUUAAUGGAUUUCCAUUAAAGACACUGGAGUCGUUCUUGCCUAGUACCAUCUACCUCUAUGAGAAUAAUCGUGCUUGAAUGAGAAGUACUGACAGACCAUAAACCUGUGAUCAAGAACUUAAUCAACACAAAAACUAUAAACUGUCACCAACCAUACAGUCCUUAGUUCCCUUUACUUCACAUAUAAUAUUUCUCAAACAUAUUAGCGAGAAAACGUUCUCUUAAAGGCUCCAAAUAAACCUGCUUUCAGUUGUUCAUGACAAUUCAUAUUAGCUUCCUUAAAGUUGGUAACGAUUUUAUUUCAGUUUUCUGUUGUCCUGUGUGUGGGAUUUUCUUUCUUCUCAGAUGAUCACCAGGCCUACCAGGUUCUUGUCUUGUAUAUAUGAUAAAUGUGAGAUUUGUUGGAAGGCAUUUUUUACUUAAGAGAUUUAUACCCUUUCGUUAUUUUGCCCUGAAUGCAGAGAUUCCAAGACAGCCUUCUGUCAAACUUGCUGUUUGAAUAAAUAUUCUGUAAAUAUUGUAAAAUGCAAGAAACUUUUUCACGUUUUAAAAUAAAGU